Molecule: messenger RNA, 1127 nt
Organism: Pseudovirgaria hyperparasitica
Lineage: Eukaryota; Fungi; Ascomycota; Dothideomycetes; Acrospermales; Acrospermaceae
Exons: 3
Coding region: 159-1040 (293 amino acids)
Source: RefSeq, a predicted model, not a curated record
GGACAAGUACAUCCUAGAUAUAUGCCCCAGGAGACGCAUAUAUCUCAUGGCCGCCAUUCUGGACUGGAACUUUUGAUCUCUUUGAAUUUCUGUUUGAUUCAUGGAAGAAGGAAUAAGCAUCGAUAUUUCCCCUGUGUAUUAUACUCUGCCCAUCCUUCAUGCCUCCAGCACGCUCGAGGCCCUCAGAGGUCGCAGUUGAGGCCAAACGAGUUUACCAUCCAUACAUUGACCGAGAAAUGCCAGAGUGUCCUGCCCGCUCAGUCAUGAUUCCAGAUUCGUCGCAGAUACCUGUAGCAGACGAUCGUCGAGCGUGUCAACGUCUCCGCGUGGCCGUAAUUGACGGGGACCCAAUUGAUGUCGCGUUGGACUGGUAUCUACAUGCAUCUAGAGAUUCUGCAAGACUAGAGCCGCCUAAGAUACCUGUCGUGAACAUGGCAAAUGAGAAAAGAGCUGGCGGUGACUGGGAAUCGGGUCACAUGGCCCCUGAAGAAUGCUUUUCGAGGAGAAGCAAUCUCGUGCAAGCACUGGUCACACCAUUUGAGUAUCCAAGUCCUUCUACGCCACAUUAUCCGAUACCCCACCGCGGAGGAAUCUACUCACCUUCUGUGGUUGUAUACCGAGACGGUCCUGAAUUCUACCAGAUUUGGCAAGAGUUUAGAUCACUCCCUGUGAUAUCAGUUGCACCAGUGCGUCGACCUAAGCUGGACGAGUCAGGGUCCAACUACUCCUUCGAGCAAGAGCGGGAUCUCAUGAUGGAGAAGAUGCGCACAGUGUUACGGCUUGCAGCUAUGUACAGACAUGUCGACCUCUGUUUAGGCGCAUUUGGGUGCGGCCCAGAAUUCCGAAAUCCUGUACGAGAAGUAGCCAAAAUGUGGAAGACUCUCCUGUUCGAAGAAGCCGAGUUCCAAGGCACCUUUGAGAACAUCGUCUUUGCGAUACCAAGCGACCAGCCAGGAAUUCCAGAGGGAGGCAUAGAGGAACUAGAAGUGUUCAAGCAGGUGUUCAAUCCCUCCAGUAUUUUCCACACGAUCUAUCGAUAAGAAAGUGGCUAAAUAUGUUUACCACUUACGAUACACGUGUCGCGCAGAUUUGCAUCUCUUUCUCAUUGUUUUCAUUUUUGACAGACC